Messenger RNA from Nothobranchius furzeri (turquoise killifish), 2780 nucleotides. Its product is annotated as KIAA0513 ortholog. Lineage: Eukaryota; Metazoa; Chordata; Actinopteri; Cyprinodontiformes; Nothobranchiidae. The record is from RefSeq and is a predicted model, not a curated record.
GUCGUCGUGAUCGCCCCUGUUCGCGCAGGCGCAUUAGCGGGAAACCUCGCGGAUGAGAGACGCUCCAGCUGCUGCGCAGGAACGGUGAGGGUCUGCCGCUGUCUCCGGUCGCCGUGCGACGGUUUGUAUGAAUCCUUCCACGAGUCACCCUGAGCUCCGCACCCCCAGGGGGGAGACGAUCGCCCCAGCCGGAGUCCAGUAAGGACGGUGUCCUCGGCUGAAACCCGUCCGUCCUCCCCGCCGAUGCUCCCACACACGAUCAGUAGCCUUUUGAAGUCCAGACUGCAAACAUGGAGGGUGUAGCGGUGGACAACCUGAUCGAUUUUGAGCAGCCGUCAGAGGCCACGGUGCUCCGUGUGGAAGGUGGGCAGCACCGAGGACACGCGGACAUCUUCUCACCCGAGCCUCCGUCCUCCACGGGAGUCCAGCAGCCGCCGCUGCUGCUUGAACCCGUAGCGCCUACCAGGCCCGGUUCACACCGCCGCUCGGAGGAGGGGGAUGAGAGUGAUGCUACGGAGUCGGCAGACAGCGAGAACGACAUGGACCCUUCCUGUCACACCUGGGAGCUGAGGAGGUCGUCGUCUUCAUCUGCUCACAGCGGCGAGGACGCCGACGCAGAAGGGGUGGAGAGGAGGAAGUUCAUGAAGGCUUAUGUGGAGAAGGUGUUUCAUGGAAGGGAGGAAUUUGACCAGGAGGAGAAGGCCAAGUUUGGAGAGCUGUGCAGCGGAGAGAACGGAAAAGGCCGGGAGUGGUUUGCUAAAUAUGUCAGCGCGCAGCGCUGCCACUCCAAGUGUGUGAGCGAAGCCACCUUCUACAGGCUGGUCCAGUCCUUCGCUGUGGUUCUGUUUGAAUGUUACCAGAUGGACGACUACACCCCGGCCAAAAACCUCAUGACCAUGUGCUUCACGUACUACUACAUCGGAAAGUCCCAGCCGUCUCCCUCGGAGCUGCUGGAUCGCGGUGGUCCACCAGCCGGUCUGGACUCGUAUCUCAACAAGGCCAACUCCUGGCUGUUGGGGAAGAAGGACGCCGCUGAGCGUCUCCUCAAAAACACCUCCAAAACUGAUGUCAAAGGCUUCUUCGGAGGUCUGGAGAGCAAGCUGAGGAGCUCGAUGGCUCCAAAGACUGAUGAGAAUCAGAGUCCAACUGAGAGCAGGUCACCAGUGUCAGCGGCUCCAGAACAAAAAAAAGGAGAGAAGGUGUACCUGUACACUCACCUGAAGCAGCAGCCAAUCUGGCACACACUGCGGUUCUGGAACGCUGCAUUUUUUGACGCCGUUCAUUGUGAGAGGAAGAAGAGGUCUCCGACCACCAGUGGAGCGCAGGAUGAAGGAAAAGACGAGAGGGAGAAGUGGUGUCACAUGACCCAGGAGGAGAGAGACGACAGCUCUAAAAUCGAUGAGAACAUCGCCUUUGGUCAGCUCGGGACUUUCACACACAAUAUGUUGGCUUUCGGACUCAACAGAAAACUUUGUAACGACUUCCUGAAAAAGCAGGCGAUCAUCGGGAACCUGAACGAAGAACAAUACAAGCUGCUGACUGACCACAUACAGAAGAUGGCAGCAGACUGAGUGAUGACCAGCUGCUUCCCAGUUUCCCUCCAGCCACUCGUCCAUCCGUGACCGGAUCUCGUUUCUGUUUUCACGCGGAGAAACGACAUAAUCUGAUGAACUGAACUCCGUCCAUCUUCAUCGUGUCUCGACACGAGCAAUAGUCCUCUCUGUGUAAGGACCACGGCUGCAUAAAGCUCUGAAACAAAACCUAGUUGUACAUUAGAAGCUGUAUUUAUUCUGUUUUGGUGGUUGUCGUGUUCCGUCCUCGUCUGUGAUCCUUUACAGCCAUAAGGACCGGUCGUGUUUUAUUAGACCUACAAACCAAAUCUGUUUGAUUUAUUUUGUAGCAGCUGUGAGAGGGAUGCACCCCCUCAAAGGUUUAUUCUGUUAUUGUCACUAUUUGUUUCUGCUCAAACUAAUUUUAAUCUGACAAAAGUUCUGUGUAAACAGAAAAGUCAGCUUGCAAAUAAACAUUUGAUUUAUUAGGGGAUCAAACCCUCAUCACUGUGGAGGAGUUUUGCCCAACCCUUCUCUACAGAAUUGUCUGAAUUCAGCCACAUUGGAAGGUUUACCUGCAGGAACUUCCUGUUUAAGGUCAAAGGUCAGACACUCUCCUUCAGGAUGUUCUACUACAGAACAGAAUUCAUGGUCUGAAACAGCAGACCAGGCCCAGACCAUCACACUACCGCCACCGUGUCUAACUCCAGAUGGACCGGGAUGCACAACUUCCAGAAUAUUUACCCAGAAGUCUUUGUGAUCAUCAGGACUGAUUUUGGUAAACACAUUUUGUUGAAUCCUGACCUCUGACCUCAACCUGAACCUUGUGAGUCCUGCAGGGCUUUAGAUGAGAUUCUGGAUAAUUCUGUUCUUGUAUCUCGUUACAACAGGGCAUUUUGAGAUUUUUCAGCCUACUUCUUGGAAUUGAGCUCAUCUUCACAGAUAAUCUGGUUAAUCUCAGUUAAUUUGGGAUAUAAAAAGGAGGCAGAUAACCAUUUUUAGGUUGGUUUUGUCCCAUUUAUAACAUAAAGCCUCAUUUAAAAAGGUUUACUCCUGAUACAAAGAGCUGAUAAUCAAUUUUUAAUGAGCUGAAUUAAGUGACAAAAGGAGUUUAUUUUCCAGCUCUGUUUGUGAUUCUGACUGGUUUUUGUUUUUUUACUUCUGAAGACUCGGAUCUGUAUUUAUGAGACUUUUAUUGUGACAUUGUGAGACUUCCUCCUGUCCAAAGUG